Messenger RNA from Pecten maximus, 927 nucleotides. Its product is annotated as protein PF14_0175-like. The transcript has 3 exons. Bases 1 to 927 code for a protein of 308 amino acids. Lineage: Eukaryota; Metazoa; Mollusca; Bivalvia; Pectinida; Pectinidae. The record is from RefSeq and is a predicted model, not a curated record.
AUGGCGGAGGGCUCGGAACACGGGGUAAUGGACUGGAAGUUGAUGAUGGCGGAGGACUCGGAACACGGGGUAACGGUCUCUGGUGAGUUAGGAUGUGGACAAAAGGACUACGUCACUCAUGACCCUAGGCUAAAGACAGAAGAGGAAAAUGACUCAAUCCAAAAUGCGCCAGGGCUCAGGACAUGGGAAAUGGACAGUCAGUCAGAAAUCGCUGGGGACUCGGGACACUGGCAAAAGGACAUUAGGAUGAAGUGUACCAAUGUGAACAAAGUCAAUGUGAACAAAGUCAAUGUGAACAAUGUCAAUGUAAACAAAGUCAAUGUGAACCAUGUCAACGUGAACAAUGUCAAUGUAAACAAAGUCAAUGUGAACAAUGUCAAUGUAAACAAAGUCAAUGUGAACCAUGUCAACGUGAACAAAGUCAAUGUGAACCAUGUCAACGUGAACAAUGUCAAUGUAAACAAAGUCAAUGUGAACAAUGUCAAUGUAAACAAAGUCAAUGUGAACCAUGUCAACGUGAACAAAGUCAAUGUGAACAAAGUCAAUGUGAACAAAGUCAAUGUAAACAAAGUCAAUGUAAACAACGCCAAUGUAAACAAAGUCAAUCUAAACAAAGUCAAUGUGAACAAAGUCAAUGUAAACAAAGUCAAUGUGAACAAUGUCAAUGUAAACAAAGUCAAUGUAAACAAAGUCAAUGUGAACAAAGUCAAUGUGAACAAAGUCAACGUGAACAAUGUCAAUGUGAACAAAGUCAAUGUGAACAACUUCAUUGUGAACAAAGUCAACGUGAACAAUGUCAAUGUGAACAAAGUCAAUGUAAAGAAAGUCAGUGUGAAGAAAGUCAGUGUGAAGAAACCAUAUAUGGAUUGCUUUUUGUACAUGAAUCAAAGUUACGCACCAAGGAAAAUAUCUGUUACCCCAAUGUAA